UUGUCUUUUGUUAAAGAAAGAUAAGAAGGACAUUCAUUUUCCCGCGCUUUUUUUUUAUUUUUCAUUUGGAAAGAAGUUUAAAUCAAAAAGUUUUCUCCCGUACGUAACUUACACGUAAAUAGAUCGUAACCGACGUGAUACACGCUCUGGUGUCUGCCAAUGAUAGAGGCAAUAAAAUAAAAGAAAACAAAAAAAAAACAAAAUAAAUAGAAAUAUACGUUCCAACGUAAUCGAGCGUUAACAUUGGAAUCGGAAGAAAAAGAAAAAGAAAAAGAAAAAGAAAAAAAAAACAGAGAAAGAAAAAGAAAAGAAAAAAAGAAGAACAGAAAUUAUUUCGUGCCUUACUAUACUGCAAAAAAAAAGAAAAGAAAAAAGAAAUUUUAUUUCCCCUUUAUAUUUAUCUUUCGCUUUUCUAUUCUCUUCUUUCCUUUCCAUUUUUUUUCCCUUCUCAAUCGGAUUUAAUAGAAGUGAAGAUAAAAGAGAGAGAGAGAUAGAAAGAGAUAGAAAGAGAGAGAGAGAGAGAGAGAGAGAGAGAGAGGGAGAGAGAGGCAUCAUGAAGAAUUUAAAGUCGAGGAGAGAGAAAGAGAGAGACGGAUUCUCUUUGUUUCUAAUCACUAGGUAAACUGUGAACUAACGUGUCUAAAAAACGUGACAAGAGUAAACAAGACGGAAUAAGAGGAAGAAAGAGAAGAAAGAAAGAAGAAAAAGAAGAAAAAGUAGAAGAAGAGGAAGAAGGAGAAGAAAAGGAACAAAAGCAACGACUGUAAUGUUCCAGAUUGUGAAACUUUCCGUUAAAUUGCCAUUGAAUAAAAAACGGAAAUGCGAUCGAGAAGACCUUAAUCGAGAUUUCACGAUCUCCUAAUAAUCGUUCAUUCGAGGUUUCACGUUGUAUCAGUUGAAAAAAAUUACGGGAAAAUUAUCAAACAUUAAAGUGAUCUCGCGUGUUUUCUAAUUAUACUACAAGAACUAAUACAAGUGGACAGAGGGAAGAGGAAAGCGAUAGAAAAUCUCCGAGAUAAUAAAAACAAAAAAAAAAAGAACAAAAAAAAGAAAAAAAGAAAAAAAAAGGGAAAAAAAAGUGAAGAAGAUCGAAUUUUCUCGGUCGAUAAAAAAUUCCAAAUUUAAAGUUCGAUUUUUCCGCGUAUAAGGAAAAUUUUUCUCGAUAACGAAGAACUUAAAAUAAAUUGAUCGUUUAAAUUAAUAAUAUAAUAUAAAGAAAAAAUGAAUACCAACGUUACGAACGUUUCGGAUUAUGAGACUGGUUAUGAGUGCGGUAAAAAAUGGGAUUCGUUUCGUUCUAAUUAUGCACAGGUGCAUGGUUGGGCAAGUCUAUUAGUUUGCAUAUUUGGUUGCAUAGCGAACAGUUUGAAUAUAGCAGUACUUACAAGACGUGAUAUGAGAUCACCUACCAAUAUGAUAUUGACUGGUUUAGCGGUUGCUGAUUUAUUGGUUAUGAUAGAAUACAUACCAUAUGCUAUACAUCUUUAUCUUUAUCGUCGUCCAAGAAGGGACACAUUUACGUACGGCUGGGCCGUAUUCGUUUUAUUCCAUUCGAAUUUUGCACAGGUCUGUCAUACAAUCUCAAUAUGCUUAACAUUAACACUUGCUAUUUGGCGAUACAUAGCUGUAGCGCAUCCUCAAAAAAAUCACGAAUGGUGUAGUCAAAGGAGAACGAUAAUAGCGAUCGUAGGUGCUUAUCUGUUCUGUCCUAUACUAUGUAUACCAUUAUACAUAACGACCGAGGUAAGAUCGCAAAUCGAAUUAUUGGAUGAGAAUGGAAUGAACGUUAAUAUGACCAACGUACAAAAUAAUAAUUAUUGGAAUUAUAGUAUAUAUAAUAAUACAUCGAAUACGACCCUUUAUUUCGUUAAAUUAAAGGAAACUCCGAUGGUCAAUGGUAUGCUAAAAGAAAUGAACUUUUGGAUCUACAGCGUCGUUAUCAAAUUAAUACCAUGCAUGGUCCUGACCAUUUUAAGCAUUAAAUUGGUCAUCGUAUUGCUCGAGGCUAAAGAACGUAGAAAGAAAUUGACUACUACCGCGUUGAAAACUAACGACGAAAGAUUGGCGGAUAAAGCUACGAACGAUCAAACAAAAAUGAAAAAGAAAAAGGCCAAUAGAAACAUGGAGAAGGAAAGGCAAACGGAUAGAACGACGAUGAUGUUAUUAGCUGUUUUACUAUUGUUCUUGCUCACCGAAUUGCCCCAGGGUGUACUUGGUUUGCUCAGUGUCAUAUUAGGCUCAAGCUUCUUUCAUACGUGUUACGUUAUGUUAGGUGACGUAAUAGAUAUCCUAACACUGAUAAAUUCGGCGAUAAAUUUCAUCCUUUAUUGCACGAUGAGCCGUCAAUUUCGGACAACGUUUAAACAACUUUUCUGCAGCAAGUGGAGAAAUCUCAGUAGAUGGAUGCCCAUACCACAACAACCAAUGGAUAACAAUGGUAAUACGGGUGCAACAAAUCAUACUGUGACACAGGUCACGCAAGUCUAGCAACGAAGAAGAAACCGUCAAACAUAUUGCUAUCCGUUCUAAUUCAAUCCAAUCAACGACUUUCUCUAAGAAUUAAAUUCACGAAAACUAACUGAAGGAGAUAUAUAAUACUAUAUAUAUAUAUAUAUAGUAUUAUAUAUGAGCCGUUGAUUUUGAAAGUGGGGCAAGAACAUUUUAUGUCAUUGCCAGAUAUUUAAUGGUUUGCAUUGGAAUGACCUUGAAAAUAUGGGUAUGCAGUAAUAGACUUAUUUUAUAUUUCUUAUGAUCUUAUUUCAUUUAUAUUUAAAUAUGCAAUAAUGCUUAUAAAAAAAAAAUCAAUUAAAAUGAUUAUCAAAAAAUUAUCAAAAAU
Molecule: messenger RNA, 2836 nt
Organism: Vespa crabro (European hornet)
Lineage: Eukaryota; Metazoa; Arthropoda; Insecta; Hymenoptera; Vespidae
Product: G-protein coupled receptor dmsr-1-like
Exons: 2
Coding region: 1222-2487 (421 amino acids)
Biological process (GO): G protein-coupled receptor signaling pathway
Cellular component (GO): membrane
Molecular function (GO): G protein-coupled peptide receptor activity
Source: RefSeq, a predicted model, not a curated record